UCAUGACGUUAGUGCCAUCAUGACCCUAGUGCCAUCAUGACCCUAGUGCUAUCAUGACGUUAGUGGCAUGAUGGCGUUAGUGCCAUCAUGACCCUAGUGUCAUCAUAACCCUAGUUCCAUUAUGACCCUAGUGAAAUCAUAACCCUAGUGCCAUCAUGGCACUAGUGCCAUCAUAAUCUAGUGCCAUCAUGUCCCUAGUGCCAUCAUGUCACUAGUGCCAUCAUGACAUUAGUGCUAUGACGUUAGUGCCAUCAUGACGUUAAUGUCAUGAUGCUAGUGCCAUCAUAACCCUAGUGCCAUCAUGACUAGUGCCAUCAUAACCCUAGUGCCAUCAUAACCCUAGUGCCAUCAUGACACUAGUGCCAUAAUAACCCUAGUGCCAUCAUGACACUAGUGCCAUCAUACUAGUGAUGGCACUAGUAAUUCAAUCUGUCUCCUCCUCCAGUCUUCCGUACACUAAGAAGAAUCACCAAUAAAGACUUACUAAGUUUCUGGUGACUUUGAGAUAACACAUUAUUACGCACAAGCGGUGACAAUGGGCGACCUGGAACAGUUUGAGGACCUGCUGCUACGAAGUGCUCGUAACGGUGAUAUUAAAACUGUGGAACAGAUCUUGUUGGCACAGCAUGAUGGUAAAGUUAACAUGGACAUUAGUUGUAAAGGAAAAACUAAAAUUAACCAAGGAUGGACUCCAUUACAUUUGGCGAGUUACUUUGGUCAUCGCGAAGUUGCUGAGGCUCUCUUACGACAUGGAGCAGAAAUUGACGAGCUUAAUGAUGCCGGUGACACUCCGCUCCAUAAAGCUGCACUAACAAACAGAGAGGAUGUAGUGCUGCUUCUGUUAGAGCACGGAGCCAGUGUGUCCAUCGUCAACGGUGAAGGUUUACGUCCCUCAGAUCUGCCACGAGACUCACAGGUAACCAAGCUGAUAGUAGCAGCAGAGAAGACUGAACAGAGAAGAAAAGAGGAGAGACUCCUGCAUCAUGCAAGAGAAGGAAAAGCUGAAGAAGUAACAAAUUUGUUACGAGAAGCCGGAGCACCAAAUGUGAACUGUGUGGACGCUCUGGGUAACACUAGUCUACACUCUGCUGCUUACCGUGGCCACAUAGAUGUUGCUGUCAUACUCUUACAAAAUGGCUGUGAUCCCUCUAUCAGAAAUUUAAAUGGUCAAACUGCUUAUGAACUGGCUCAGACGCAGCAGAUGCAACAAGUGCUGAAGGUACAGCCAGUACGCAGUUUCCACCAUAGUGUAUCCAGAUUUGAAGGUCCACUUCUCCGACAAAUGCGUAUAUUAGGCUGGAGGAUGGUUUGGGGUGUGCUGGAGCGAGGUGUGUUGACCUUCUUCAACAGUCGUGCAGAUGCCAGCUCUGGUGUACGAAGGAGAGAUUACAAGUACCUGGAUAACAGUAAAGUCAUCCCCAUGGUGGGCGGGGAUGGUGCCAUGUUUGUUAUUCAGUACAACGAUGGCACCUGCCAUCGUCUGGCAGCCACCCCUGACCCAUUACACCCGGCUUCCAUUAACAGACAGAAGUGGGUAGCUGUACUGAACAACCACAUUAGGUUUUCAACUCAUUAUGUUCAACACGGUCUUUGUGUGGACAACGAUGAUGAUGAUGAUGAUGUUGACAGGACUGUUAAACCUCUUGGCUGUAUGUCUGAUGCACUGCAGACAGCCACGGCCCACCAGCAACUGAUGGAGCAACAAGUAGAGGAGGUGAUGGCCACUCUGGCUUCUCUGGACCUUGACCACUCUCAGCAAGGAGGUGUACAUGAUGUUAUUAAGAGGUUCUCAGUGUUGGCAAGCACAGCACACAACAUGAGUACCAGCCUCACACACUGCUUGUCCCUCAUGAAGCAGCAAGAGGAGGUUAGAGACCUUCAGCUGAAAGAGGAGCGUGAGAAGGUUCGUGUGUUGGAAGAAUCUCUGAGAGUACUAGCCACAGAACACCAUGAAUUAGAAGAGUCUAUAGCCUCACAUGUAUCUUCCAAUGGCUCGUCCAUCUACAACACUCCGGCAAACUCAUAUGUAUCGCUGCCCAGACCUCGCAGAUUUUUUGAUGCAGUCAGCGAGGAUGAGUUUUUCGAUGCAUUCUCACAAGAUGACAAUGGAAGUGGAGGGACGUUGGUGGAUCUUCCAUCACCUUGUGGGAGUGAGUGUUCCACCAACACUCUUGUAUCAUGCAUGUCUUCCCUUCCCACUGACCCACAGUCUCCCCAGUCACCAUCCCACUUACUCUCCAAUACACCAUGUGCACCAACAAGCACCCCAGUUUGUGGUGUGAGUGGCUAUGUUGAUGGGGCAACAUACACAGUGUCACCACAUGUGUUGGGCUCAGGUUGGGAAAUUCUAGAAGAAAGAGAUACAUAUAGAAUUGUAGGAAGUGGAACACUUACUGAAUCUCUACCAUCCAUUACUGGAACACAGAUCAGUUCUCUUGGACAGAGUGUGUCAGGCACACUCACAGGUCUGGUGAAUACUGUGUCAGGAAUGCUGUCAUCCACUGCCAACACAACAAUAUCCUCAGGCACAAAGAAUAUAUCUCCUGCAGGUGUUAAGCAAGAGACACAAUCUCAGCUUUCUGUCUCUAACAAGUCUCAGGGUUCUGACGCAAUGUCAUUCAUGGCAGUUGAAACACCACUUGUGAAAACUUCAGAUUUAAGUGAUCAUAGUGACGGUAGCGAUGACACAGUCACCAGCGACUCCCAUCGAUGCUCUGAACUCGAAGAAAAGUGAGUAUCACUAUUAUUUUUGGUUAACUCUUUGGCUGUUCUUUGUUAAAUUAUGAAAUAAGGAUUUGAAAAAAUAAUGCAGUAAUUUUUGUUGGAUGUAUUCAUUAUGUAUUGCUUUACAGAAACAUGUAGUUGAGAUUAUUAACUAGUACUGUAUACUUAAAGUGACCAUAUUUCCUGGAGUUAGAGGUACCUAAAGUUUGAAGUGCCUGGGGUUAGAAGCACCUGGGGUUAGAAGUGCCUGGAGUUAGAAGCACCUGGGGUUAGAAGUGCCUGGAGUUAGAAGCACCUGGGGUUAGAAGUGCUUGGGGUUAGAAGCACCUGGGGUUAGAAGUGCCUGGGGUUAGAAGCACCUGGGGUUAGAAGCACCUGGGGUUAGAAGUGCUUGGGGUUAGAAGCACCUGGGGUUAGAAGUGCCUGGGGUUAGAAGUGCCUGGGGUUUGAAGUGCCUGGGGUUAGAAGCACCUGGGGUUAGAAGUGCCUGGGGUUAGAAGCACCUGGGGUUAGAAGUGCCUGGGGUUAGAAGUGCCUGGGGUUUGAAGUGCCUGGGGUUAGAAGUGCCUGAGGUUAGAAGUGCCUGGGGUUAGAAGCACCUGGGGUUAGAAGUGCCUGGGGUUAGAAGCCCCUAGGGUUUGAAGUGCCUGGGGUUAGAAGCACCUGGGGUUAGAAGUGCCUGGGGUUAGAAGUGCCUGGGGUUUGAAGUGCCUGGGGUUAGAAGCACCUGGGGUUAGAAGUGCCUGGGGUUAGAAGCACCUGGGGUUUGAAGUGCCUGGGGUUAGAAGCACCUGGGGUUAGAAGUGCCUGGGGUUAGAAGCACCUGGGGUUAGAAGUGCCUGGGGUUAGAAGUGCCUGGGGUUUGAAGUGCCUGGGGUUAGAAGCGCCUGGGGUUAGAAGUGCCUGGAGUUAGAAGCACCUGGGGUUAGAAGUGCCUGGGGUUAGAAGCACCUGGGGUUAGAAGUGCCUUGGGUUAGAAGCGCCUGGGGUUAGAAGUGCCUGGAGUUAGAAGCACCUGGGGUUAGAAGUGCCUGGGGUUAGAAGCACCUGGGGUUAGAAGUGCCUGGGGUUAGAAGUGCCUGGGGUUAGAAGUGGGACAUCUUUGAACAUCGAAAAAAAGGCUAAUUAAUGUAUCUAUAUUAAACAUCUAAACUGUCAUAUCUGCACACCUCUGCAAAGACAGUGAUAGUGUGAAUGAUGGUGAAAGUGUUUCUUUUGGAUCACCCUGCCUCGGUGAGAGACGACCAGCAUGUUGAUAAAAAAUAUUAAAUGUCAGCGUAAUUAUUCUAGACUUACAUUAUGAAAUAACAAGUGACUCAUUUCGCCUCUAGGAUAUUAAUCUAAGUUCGAUUUCUCUACCUUCAUUGAAUGAAAUCUUUAGAAGCUCAAGAAUAAAUUUCAGAGUUUUACAGAAUUCCUAACAAAUUUUUUACAAUUUAUUUUUGUUACUAGUAAGACCUUGAAAAGUGGGGCUUAGAGUUGAAGUUGUUCAAAUAAUUACAAAUUAUUUAUUGAUAAUUAGUUUCAAGGAAACACUGUAUAAAAUAUAUCCGAUGUGUGUUGUGGCUUAUAUCUGUCUCACUGAAGUGAGUGAAUAGAUCUACCCCAGCAUUGAUCUGUUGCUAUCUUAAAAACAUUCACCUCUCAUACUUUCUCAUCCAACAGGUCAGUAUCACAUUCAGAUCAAAAAACUUCUGUAGCAGCAGAAUUCAUUAUUUUGUAACAAUGUAUGGUCUACAACUUGUUGUUGAACUUUCCACAGUCUAGGCACAAGAAUAGUGUUACACUAUUUACCUAUAAAAGUAGUGCAGCUUGGGUCAACUACAGGUUACUAUUUUAUUGCUACCUAUCUAUAAGAAAAUAUAAUAUUUUUUUUUUAUUUAUUACACAUCGAACGUUUUCCACCAAGGCAGGGUGGUCCGAAAAAGAAGAGACACUCUCAUCAUCACUCACUCCAUCACUGUCUGACCAGAAGCAUGCUGACACUACAGUUAUAUAAUUAUAUAAUUUAUAAUUAAAAAUAAUAAUUGAACCUCAGUUUUGUUAUGUAAAUUCAAUCUUAUUAAAUUUUUCUUGCUACCCUAGCAGUCGCCCACCAAAUUAGUGACCCAUACAAGGAAGCAUUCUUUAUACUAUUAAAAAUUCCAAUUAGUCAUUUAGUAAACAAAAAACUGAACUACUGUUAUUUCACUUUAUUCAGUUGGUUAAAAUAAAAUCAUCGCAAAUGAUGAUACCAAAUUUUAUAUAUGUAUAUAAAAAAGAUUUUAAUCCCUUCUCCUGUAUAUGUUACUAAAUUUAAAAGGAGUAACUUUCGUUUUUUUCUUUUGGGCCGCCCCACCUUGGUGGGAUAUGGCUGGUGUGUUGAAAGAAGAAGAAAAAAAUUUCUUUGCUUGUCAGAUAAUUUCAUUACAGUGUAAUUUUUCCCGUAAUUUCUUUUUAACAUGCUGGAUGUCUCCUACUGAGGCAGAAUGACACAAAAACGAAACAUUUUCACCAUCAUUCACACUAUCACUGUCCACUGUCUUGCCAGAGGCAGCAGAUACGGCACUUCAGGUGUCCCUCCAAAUAUUCCCACCUCACUUUUAGAGUGCAGGCACUGUACUUCCCACCUCCAGGACUCAGAUCCAUAGUAGAAAGUUGAACAAAUCAGGACAUUUAUCAUCAGUACAUUAAAUCCAUCAGUAUGAUAGUUUUGCAUCUUCAGAAGUUUUUCGGAGAGAAGGACAUGUUGAUCCAAAAGAGGACUCUUCCUUCUAAAUCAGGACAUCUGUUCACUUUAAGUAAAUAUAGCAUACUGUAUAUUAUUAUAUAUUGUUCUUUGUAUAUAUAUAGUAUGGUAUUAAUGUAGGAUUUUUUAUAUAAUCUUCAGUCAAAGAGCAUUUUGACAUCCCUUUGCUUGAAUACCCUGACUGUUUUAUUUCAAAUAAAUUUCUGCAUAUUGCCCUGAGAAUCUGUGUUUUACAAUGUUUAUGUCACAUGCAAGUAUGAGUGAGAAUGCUGCAACACGAACUCUGUGUGCAUGGCUCAACUGCAUGAGGGUUAAGACACGAUCUGGCUGUUACAGUACCUGGCUGUAUUUAUACAAUAUUAAUAUGCCUGUACAAAGCUAAAAUUAACAUUCCUUAUGUUGUUUGACCCUUUCUGUUGACAAGAAACAUUUGA
Cherax quadricarinatus is the source of this 5886-nucleotide messenger RNA. The record is from RefSeq and is a predicted model, not a curated record. Lineage: Eukaryota; Metazoa; Arthropoda; Malacostraca; Decapoda; Parastacidae.